Molecule: messenger RNA, 1884 nt
Organism: Lycium ferocissimum
Lineage: Eukaryota; Viridiplantae; Streptophyta; Magnoliopsida; Solanales; Solanaceae
Product: CBL-interacting serine/threonine-protein kinase 8-like
Exons: 14
Coding region: 284-1630 (448 amino acids)
Biological process (GO): signal transduction; protein phosphorylation
Molecular function (GO): protein kinase activity; ATP binding
Source: RefSeq, a predicted model, not a curated record
UAAAACCACUUCCAACUUUAAUCCCCAUUCUAUAACUCCCUUUUCAUAUUCAACUCCUUCACAGUUAGAUAUUCCAAGAAUUCCCAUCCGUUUUGCUUUACAUUCUUUACUUUAGACUUUAGUUAAAUAAAGCCAAAAUCUUGUUCAUCAUCCUAAUAUACUUUCUUGAAAAACCAGAGCACAAAAAAGCAAAAAAAGGGGUUGAAGAAAUUAGGAACAAGAACAAGAAAAGUAUCGAUUUUUGUUGUUGUUGUUGUUGUUGUUUGUUGUUGUUGUUGUAAAGAUGGUGAUAAGGAAAGUAGGGAAAUAUGAAGUUGGAAGGACAAUUGGUGAAGGAACAUUUGCUAAGGUUAAAUUUGCUCAAAAUACUGAGACAGGUGAAAGUGUUGCUAUGAAAGUACUUGAUCGAAGUACUAUCAUUAAACACAAGAUGGUUGACCAGAUAAAGCGGGAGAUAUCCAUAAUGAAGCUUGUUAGACAUCCAUAUGUAGUUCGAUUACACGAGGUUAUAGCAACUCGGACAAAGAUCUAUAUUAUCUUGGAAUUUAUUACAGGCGGUGAACUCUUUGAUAAAAUUGUCCACCAUGGACGAUUAAGUGAAGCUGAGUCUCGUAGAUACUUUCAACAAUUGAUUGAUGGAGUUGAUUAUUGUCACAUCAAGGGAGUCUAUCAUAGAGAUCUAAAGCCUGAAAAUCUUCUGCUAGAUUCCCAAGGAAAUCUGAAAAUAUCAGAUUUUGGACUUAGUGCAUCGCCUGGCGAAGGAGUCAAUAUUCUUAAGACAACAUGUGGAACCCCCAAUUAUGUUGCACCAGAGGUUCUUAGUCACAAAGGUUAUGACGGUGCUGUGGCAGAUAUCUGGUCCUGUGGUGUUAUCCUUUAUGUUCUGAUGGCAGGUUAUCUCCCCUUUGAUGAGGUUGAUCUCACUACACUGUACGCAAAGAUUGAGAAAGCCGAAUUCUCCUGCCCGUCUUGGUUUCCUGUCGGAGCAAAAUCUCUGAUACAUCGAAUUUUAGACCCAAAUCCUCAAACACGUAUUCGGAUUGAAGAGGUUCGUAAUGAUGAGUGGUUUAGAAAAAAUUAUAUUCCUGUAAAAGCUAUGGAGUAUGAAGAUGUCAAUUUAGAUGAUAUUAAUGCAGCUUUUGAUGAUACUGAGGAGGAAGCAACCAAGGAGCAAUGUGACAAUGCGGAUGGUGGGCCGCUGGCUCUAAAUGCCUUUGACCUUAUUAUUCUCUCUCAAGGAUUGAACUUAUCCGUAUUGUUUGACCGCGGGCAGGAUUCAAUGAGGCAUCAUCAAACACGCUUUCUUACGCAGAAACCAGCAAAAGUUGUUUUAUCAAGUAUGGAAGUUGUGGCCCAGUCCAUGGGUUUCAAGACCCAUAUCCGCAAUUUUAAGAUGAGGGUAGAAGGUCUCUCCGCGAACAAGACUUCACAUUUCUCUGUAAUUCUGGAGGUUUUUGAAGUUGCUCCUACAUUUUUCAUGGUAGACGUUCAGAAAGCAGCCGGUGAUGCUAGUGAAUUCCUCAAGUUUUACAAGAACUUUUAUGGCAAUCUUGAGGAUAUAAUCUGGAGGCCACCAGAUGAAUCAUGCAACAAAUCAAGUGUUACAAAAACAAGGAGUAGAAAGAGAUGAUAUUUUAGCGUUAAGGAAUCUGUCUGUACUUUGUGUUUGUAUAUUUACAGUUUCUUGAACCCAAUAGGCUGUCAGUACCCUCUUUUAUAGUCGAGCCAAGUGAGGGCUAAAGCUUCCACGCUUUCCCCAGGUUUUGUAUCAAUUAUGUGACAAUUUAUCAUCUUAGAGCAGAGAGUAAACAUAACAAAUACUACAUACGUUUAGAGAAGAGUUUGUCAAGUUGAUAGUAAUAUUUUACCAGCUUCUGUGAACAA